Phasianus colchicus (ring-necked pheasant) is the source of this 569-nucleotide messenger RNA. The record is from RefSeq and is a predicted model, not a curated record. NCBI's taxonomy places the organism in Eukaryota, Metazoa, Chordata, Aves, Galliformes, Phasianidae.
CGGGGCUGGGCGACCAUGGCCGCCCCUCUUUCCCUCACGCUGGUGCUGGGCGAGGCCUCGGAGAGCGACUCAGAGCCGGAGCCGGAGGGGGGCGCGGCCGGGACCCCCGCAGCGGGGCUGAAGGUUCCGGGGGAGGCGUCGGAGACCGAGGAGGAGGAGGAAGAGGACAGUGCGGCCCGAGUGCCGCUGCCAGGGGUGUCCCGGGGAGGCCCCUCACUGCUGCAGCAGCGGCUGGGGGCGGGCGAGGGGCGGCUGGGGCGGCUGCGGGGCGCGAUGGCUGAGGCACUGGGAGGCAGUUUCGGUGGGGCUGCGCGGCUGCUGGAAGGCCUGGGGGGGCCCCUGGGCCAAGCGCCAGCUGGGGCAGCUGCCACCGCGCACUGCCUGUGCCUGGUGCGCCGUGACCUGCGCGCUGUGUCUGCCACCGUGGCCACCAUCACCGCCUGCCACCUGCUGCCCGACAUCUGCGGGGAGCUGUGAGAAUGGGAACACCGGUGGGGCAGUGCUGGCAGCCGUGGGGAGCUCCUGGCGUCGUUGUUGCAGUGUCACUGUCGCUCACCGCCAGUGCUGUG